AUGGCGUCUAUAGACAAUGUUUUCUCACUCGGUACUCGGUUCUCAAUCCCAGAAAACCCCAAGAGAUCGAUAUUGAAACACGCGACUACAUCGAGUUUCUCCGCGAGAACUCAAACUCGAUGGAGAGCUCCAAUUCUGCGUCGGUCGUUUACAGUUUUGUGCGAAUUGAAAACUGGGUCAUCUAGCUCCGGCGAGACGAACAAUUCCCCUGCUGCUGACGAUUUCGUAACUAGGGUUUUGAAGGAGAAUCCUAGCCAAGUGGAACCUCGUUACCGAGUUGGUGAUAAGCUGUAUAAUCUGAAGGAGAGAGAAGAUUUAAGCAAAGGCACCAAUGCGGCGACGGGUGCGUUUGAAUUUAUCAAAAGGAAGUUUGAUUCGAAGAAGAAAACAGAGACAGACAAAAGCGAAGAGUCUGUUUAUUUGAGUGAUAUUUUGAGGGAGUACAAAGGAAAGCUUUAUGUUCCGGAGCAAGUUUUUGGGCCAGAGUUAUCUGAAGAAGAGGAGUUUGAGAAAAAUGUGAAAGAUUUACCAAAGAUGAGUUUGGAAGAUUUUAGAAAAGCUAUGGAGAAUGAUAAAGUUAAGCUGCUUACAUCGAAGGAAGUUUCUGGUGUUUCUUAUACGAGUGGCUAUAGAGGUUUUAUUGUUGAUCUUAAGGAGAUUCCUGGAGUCAAGAGCUUACAGAGAACCAAAUGGUCAAUGAAGCUUGAAGUUGGAGAAGCUCAAGCUCUUCUGAAAGAAUACACGGGUCCGCAGUACGAAAUUGAAAGGCACAUGACGUCUUGGGUUGGAAAAGUGGCGGACUUCCCAAACCCUGUUGCGUCUUCUAUUUCAAGUAGAGUGAUGGUUGAGCUGGGAAUGGUGACAGCAGUUAUUGCUGCAGCCGCAGUUGUUGUUGGAGGAUUCUUAGCCUCAGCUGUUUUUGCAGUCACUAGUUUCGCCUUUGUCACUACAGUAUAUGUUGUUUGGCCUAUAGCAAAGCCAUUCCUCAAACUUUUUGUUGGCGUCUUCCUUGGUGUUCUUGAAAAAUCAUGGGAUUACAUUGUUGAUGUUCUCGCCGAUGGGGGCAUCUUCUCAAGGAUUUCUGAUUUCUAUACAUUUGGUGGUGUAGCAUCAAGUCUGGAGAUGCUCAAACCAAUCCUACUUGUUGUCAUGACUAUGGUUCUUCUUGUUCGUUUCACACUGUCACGGAGACCAAAGAACUUUAGGAAAUGGGAUUUAUGGCAAGGGAUUGCUUUUUCUCAGUCUAAAGCAGAAGCUCGUGUUGAUGGUUCAACCGGUGUUAAAUUCGCUGAUGUUGCAGGGAUUGAUGAAGCAGUUGAUGAACUUCAAGAGCUUGUAAAGUACUUGAAGAAUCCCGACCUGUUUGAUAAAAUGGGAAUUAAACCUCCCCAUGGAGUUCUUCUGGAGGGUCCCCCUGGUUGUGGCAAGACACUCGUUGCAAAAGCCAUUGCGGGGGAAGCUGGUGUACCGUUCUACCAAAUGGCAGGAUCUGAAUUCGUCGAAGUUCUUGUUGGAGUUGGGUCAGCUCGUAUCAGAGAUCUGUUUAAAAGAGCUAAGGUAAACAAGCCAUCCGUUAUUUUCAUCGAUGAAAUUGAUGCCUUAGCAACUCGACGUCAAGGGAUUUUCAAGGAAAACUCAGACCAGUUGUACAAUGCGGCCACACAAGAAAGAGAAACCACAUUGAACCAGCUACUCAUCGAGCUUGAUGGUUUUGACACAGGCAAAGGUGUGAUUUUCUUGGGUGCCACCAAUCGCAGAGAUUUGUUAGACCCUGCUCUUCUACGUCCAGGUCGAUUUGAUCGAAAGAUAAGAGUCCGUCCCCCUAAUGCGAAAGGGAGAUUGGAUAUUCUGAAGAUUCAUGCCAGCAAAGUCAAGAUGUCGGAUUCUGUUGACUUAUCAUCUUAUGCAAGUAACUUACCAGGAUGGUCCGGAGCAAAACUGGCACAGUUGGUUCAAGAGGCUGCUCUUGUAGCUGUCAGGAAAACGCAUAACUCGAUUCUUCAAUCAGACAUGGACGACGCUGUGGACCGACUCACUGUUGGUCCGACACGUAUUGGUUUAGAAUUGGGACAUCAAGGUCAGUGUCGUAGAGCCACAACUGAAGUCGGAGUGGCAAUCACUUCACAUCUUUUAUUGCGGUAUGAGAAUGCAAAGAUUGAGCGGUGCGAUCGCGUUUCUAUCAUUCCUCGUGGUCAGACACUGUCUCAAGUUGUGUUUCAUCGGCUUGAUGAUGAGUCCUACAUGUUUGGUCGUCUUCCACAACUGCUUCAUCGUCUUCAGGUCUUGCUCGGAGGAAGAGCUGCAGAAGAAGUGAUCUACGGUUCAGAUACUUCAAAGGCAUCAGUCGAUUAUCUCUCUGACGCCUCAUGGCUAGCUCGUAAAAUCUUAACCAUAUGGAACCUGGAGAACCCAAUGGUGAUACAUGGCGAACCACCACCAUGGAGAAAGAGACCUCAGUUCGUGGGACCACGCUUAGACUUUGAAGGAUCUCUCUAUGACGACUAUGACCUCGUCGAGCCGCCAGUUAACUUCAACAUGGAUGAUGAAGUCGCACAUAGAAGCGAAGAACUCAUUAGCCAGAUGUAUAACAAAACAGUUUCUCUCCUCAGGCAAAACCAAACCGCUCUCCUCAAAACCGUUAAGGUUCUAUUGAACCAGAAAGAGAUAAGUGGAGAAGCAAUAGACUUCAUACUUGACCAUUACCCUCCUCAGACUCCGUUAAAUUCUCUCUUACAAGAGCAAAAUCCGGGAAGUCUUCCUUUUGUCCCUGAACAUCUCCGGCGUGAAUCCGGCGACUUUGUCCUUGUUAAUCACUCUACCGACGUCAAUGCUCAAGUAUGAUUCCGGCGUCCCAGAGACAUCAAAUCACUAAGCUUAGGUUUAUUCAUUGUCCGUCAUUGUAACUUCGACUCAAUCUCUGAAGUUUCGGACAGUUAAAUUUACAGAAAUAAAGAAAAAAACUUGGGUCAAAGACACUUCUUUGAUUUGCUAACAAUAGAUUAGACAAACUUAAGUAUAAAUUUAGAAACA
Messenger RNA from Arabidopsis thaliana (thale cress), 3030 nucleotides. RefSeq names its product FtsH extracellular protease family (gene FtsHi1). NCBI's taxonomy places the organism in Eukaryota, Viridiplantae, Streptophyta, Magnoliopsida, Brassicales, Brassicaceae. Gene Ontology annotation, biological process: proteolysis. Gene Ontology annotation, molecular function: metalloendopeptidase activity; ATP hydrolysis activity; ATP binding. The record is from RefSeq and is marked reviewed. The transcript is spliced from 14 exons. Bases 1 to 2841 code for a protein of 946 amino acids. Gene Ontology annotation, cellular component: chloroplast inner membrane; chloroplast.